Molecule: messenger RNA, 1952 nt
Organism: Ostrea edulis (European flat oyster)
Lineage: Eukaryota; Metazoa; Mollusca; Bivalvia; Ostreida; Ostreidae
Product: FMRFamide receptor-like
Exons: 1
Coding region: 27-1130 (367 amino acids)
Biological process (GO): G protein-coupled receptor signaling pathway
Cellular component (GO): membrane
Molecular function (GO): G protein-coupled receptor activity
Source: RefSeq, a predicted model, not a curated record
ACUGUUCCCUCAGGAUUGAAUCCUGUAUGACGCUCAACAACAAUUGCAGUUACAAUGAUUUUUUAACCAUAAAAGAUCAUUGUAUUUUACCAGAUGAAAACGACUCCGGGAAUUUGCUUUCUUCUCAACCUGCAUACAAACUGAAGGAAAGUUUGAUUCUAUAUCUCUCUCCUAUUCUUCUUGUGUUUGGAAUCAUCGGCAAUUCACUGUCAUUUGUUGUGCUUAUUGGACAGACCAAGAAAAUGUCGACAUAUUCCUACCUCAGUGCUUUAGCCAUAAUGGAUAUAUCUGUAUUAUUAGUAGGAUUACUGCGUUUAUGGAUUGCUGAAAUAACCGGAAGUGACAUAAAAGACAUGUCAGAUGUCACCUGUAAGCUCGUGCAGUUCCUUGGUUACGUAUGUAGUGAUUCUUCUGUGUGGUUGAUAAUAACUGUGACAACUGAGCGCUACAUUGCAGUCUGUCAUCCUCUGCAAACCCAAAUGUUCUGUAAAAUUGGAAGAGCAUGGAAGGCUUUACUCCUGCCAAUUUUGAUCAUUUGUGUAAUUAACUCUCAUUUCUUCUUCACAGUGUCGAUUCAACAGAAACAUGACAGAGCUGAAUGUCAGGCGGCCCCUUCAUUUGAAUUACUCGUUAAUAAUAUCUGGCCGUGGGUCGAUGCUGUCAUCUAUUCAUUUCUCCCGUUUGUAAUUAUAGGAGUUCUUAACGGAUUCAUAAUCCGGAAAAUAUCGCAAGCUGAAAAAGAACGGAAAAUUUUUCUGCAAGUCAAACACCGGACAGCGCGCGAGUUAAGACGGUACAAAUCCUCUGACAACAAUAAAAAGCUGACCACAAUGUUGCUCUCGGUCUCCUUUGCUUUUCUUCUGACAACCUUUCCAAUGAAUAUCGCUGUGAUUUUUACCGCGUUUUGGAACAAACGAGCGGACCGUGAUGUUGAGGGGGCUGCCAUUUUUCAUCUCAUCAAAGCCAUCACUGAGCUACUUAUGUACGUUAAUCACUCUAUCAAUUUUUUCCUUUAUUGUGCCACAGGACAAAAAUUUCGUAGAUCACUAAUGCAGUUAUUUUGUGGAAGACGAUUUAGCCAUUCCAAUAACGACAGGACACAUUUCACAUCAAUAAGGAAUACACAGUAGUCUUUGAUAUAACACAGAAGUGGAGAACUGAGAACAGUGUCUCUUAUUUUCAUUGAAUAUAAUCUCUUUCUUAGAUAAUCACGUUUAUCAUUACUUACUAGGUUUGUUACAGACUGUCUACAGAAAUAUGUAGAGUUGUUAAAGCCCAUAGAAGGCUAUGCGAAGCCGAGCCUUCUAUGUAUUGAACAACUCAACUAAUUCCUGUAGUCAGUUACAAACCUAGUAAGUGCUUUGUUUUCUCGAGGACCAGUAAAUUUAAUACGAACAUUGUGGUCAAGAAAUAGGGCUCACGGCAGGUGUGAUCGGUCGACAGGAAUGCUUACUCCUCCUAGGAACCUGAUCCCACCUCUGGAAUAUGCAGGGGUUAACUUCACCUUCUCAUGCAUAAGUAAGAAAUAGUUCCGGACGCCACGGUGCCGUCUAAAUUUUGCAACUCGACGUCUAAAGAAAUUUAAACGGUAAACACGUGAACGAUUUAACCAAUGACGGAGCUUCAUUCCAGUUGGAGGCAAAACAACAACUUUUAUUAUUCCUGUAAGAGCAUAGAGAAGAAACAUGGAAUUACUUUACAGUUUUUUGAAAAUGCUCUGCAUAUCUUAAUCAGUACUCUGCUCCGAAUACAAAGUGACCUACCACAAACAAAAUCACAGUGUGGGCUACCUAGUAAAAUAUUUUGAUCGCAAAUGUCUGUUAUGUUUGUAAAUUUUGUUUAUAUUUUGUACAUAUUAAGUGUAUUACAGGUAUUUCCAAAAUUAUUCUUUCAUCGUUCUUUUUGUAACAAGAUAUUUAAAUAUACAUAUGCACCAGAAUGACAUCACUGUA